This is a messenger RNA of Octopus bimaculoides (California two-spot octopus), 2835 nucleotides long. RefSeq lists its product as uncharacterized. Lineage: Eukaryota; Metazoa; Mollusca; Cephalopoda; Octopoda; Octopodidae. Gene Ontology annotation, biological process: regulation of transcription by RNA polymerase II. The record is from RefSeq and is a predicted model, not a curated record. Gene Ontology annotation, molecular function: RNA polymerase II cis-regulatory region sequence-specific DNA binding; DNA-binding transcription factor activity, RNA polymerase II-specific.
AAGGAUCGUAGUUGUGUAGCUAUACCUAUAUAUGUUUAUUGCCUGUCUGACUGUCUUUGUAUGGAGGGUUGAGUGUGAACGCACUCAAGCAUGUGCGUUUUAUGUUUACAUACGUCCCUCUGCGCAGCGCAUGCUCAACCGGAUACCAAACUGUCAGGCACCCGGAAAACUAAAGUGAAGCCUUCAUUCGUAUUGUUUAGAUCUGAAAGUUUUCUUAACGUGAAACAAGGAGUCCAUUCCAUGAUAAAGUAACGUAUUACAUAGAAGACAACACACACACACAUAUAUAUGGCCGCAGCUCUAAGCUGAAACUAUAUAUAUAUAUAUAUAUCAGUACCUCUUUGCCACUUAUCAACAAACGUAAGCAAACCGUCAAGAACUUCUUAAUAUGAGAUGCAAUUUAAACGAUGUAUUUGUAUUGAUAUUUCGGUCAAACUGAAGCGUUUGACCCCAGCUCAAAAAAAGAAAAAAAUAGUGUAUUGAUAUUUCUUCAUUCAAUCCUUUUCAUUUUGACUGAUCUAUCGUAAGAUUACUGACAGCCAAGAAAACAACCUAUCGCAGGUCUACACAAUCGCAACUGACCUACGGCUCUGAGCAACGAUGGAUGACUAUUGGAAGAUAAAACAGUGUUAGAAUCUACUUAUUGUGUAACGUAUGUAAUGUGAGACAAUGCGAAUGUGUAGUUGUAGGCAUUUGUCUGUCACCGUUUCUAUAUCUUCUACUGUUUGGUGUUAUCUGAGAAAUAUAUGACGUUGUCAUAUAAAAGGCAUUUUUCAGGUGCAUCAAGAAUAUUCAUCAUUGAAAUAAUUACAAAGAAAAACUACUUUACAUAACAGAACCGGGUACUACUAAAGCAGCACGAUUCCGUCCGCGCUAGCUAGUCGUGAGUGGUCGAUCCUAACCCUAACCCGUAUUCAUUUGCACACGCGGGUUAGGGUUAGGGUUAGGAUCGACCACUCAAGACUAGCUAGCACGGACGGAACCGUGCUGCAUUAGUAGUACCCAGAACCGAACUUGUUUUUAUAUAUUUACAAUCGAAUUGAUGCGAAAUAUUUUCGGUAAGAAUUUCACCAUAGUUUCUUUGUACGGAGAAUAUCAGUAACAUUACUAUCUCGAAAAUGGACUUGUGGAUUUUGCAUUCAAAUUAGACAUUUACAAACAAGUUUUCAGCAUCAUAUGUUGACAAAACAUCACAGACAAUGUUUCAGAUAGCAAAAUAAAAUUGAAAAAAUGAAAAGUGGGCAAGGGAAAAAAUAUGGCAAAUAAAUUGCAUGAGAAACAGGUUGAAUGGAAUACAGAGUCCAUAUCGACUGGUUUUUCUGAUAACAUACAUACCGAAAGAAGGAAAACAUAUUGCUGUGACAUCUAUAGUAAAUCUGUCUCUCAGAAUCACGAUCAAACCACUCAGAGAUUUAUUCAUACAAGAGAGAAACCACAUCACUAUGAGAUCUGUGAUACAACAUACUAUUCUAGAAAUGCAUCAAUGCUCACAAGUCUGUACAGACAGGAGAGAAACCUUACCAUUGUGUCGAUCGUGGAAAAUCACUCUCUGGAGCUGACUGCCUGACAAGACCUAAACACGUUGAUAUGGCAGAUAAACCAUAUCGCUGUGAUAUCUGUAAUAAAUUAUUCUCAAGAUUUAGUCACUUAACUAUACACAAACGCACUCAUACAGGAGAGAGGCCAUGUCACUGUGAUAUCUGUGGUAAAUCAUUCUCUUGUAAAAGUAGCGUAACUGAACACAAACGUAUUCAUACAGGAGAAAGGCCAUAUUUCUGUGAUAUAUGUAGUAAAACAUUCUCUGGCCGUAGUAACUUAACUAUACACAAACGUACUCAUACAGGGGAGAAGCCAUAUCACUGUGAUAUCUGUGGUAAAUCAUUUACUGGAAAUGGCAAUUUAACAAAACACAGACACAUUCAUGCACGAGGGAGGUUAUAUCACUGUAACACCUGUGGUAAAUCAUUCCCUACAGGUAAUAUGUUAACCAAACACAAACGUAUUCAUGCAGGAGUGAAACCAUAUUGUGAUAUCUGUGGUAAAUCAUUCUCUGAACGUGGGGAUUUAACUAGACACACACGUAUUCAUACAGGUGAAAAACCAUAUCACUGUGAUAUUUGUGGUAAAUCAUUCUCUGGAAGUGGUGAUUUAACUAGACACACACGUAUUCAUACAGGAGAGAAACCUUAUCACUGUGAUACCUGUGGCAAAUCAUUCACUGAAAGUGGUACCUUGUCUAAACACAAACGUAUUCAUACAUGAGAGAUGACAUAUCACUGUAUUAUAUCUUGUGACAAUAAAACAGCUCAUUGGAGCCGUUAAUAUGAUUUGACCGUGUUUAUUUUCUUAGCAUCUACUACAAUACUCUUGUGUCUUUCUCCGUCACAACAUUUUAAGAGUCUGGUAUAAUUCUUGGUGGACAUUGGGAUUAGACACUGAGGGAAAAUGGCUGUAACUUUAAUAUUAGGGAUAAAAAUCCAAAUUUACAGAAAAACCAGAUGACAUUGGCAUAAAAGUAUUUCUUCAGACGUAUCUUCAAUAUUCAUCAUCUUUAAAAAAUAAUUAAGGAAGAUAUUUUAUAGAAAGGAUAUAACCCUAUCUCUUUAAAUCUAUGGUGGAAUUGGUGGAAAUGUUUCUUGUGACCUGACAUCACUAACAAAAUUUCUCUCCUUCAUUGUCAGGAAUAUGUUCAAGAUUAUGUUGCGUUUUAAAUAAACUUGGAGAAAUUUACAAAGGAAUUUGCAGUAUCUUUAGAUAUCAACAAAAAUUAACAUGUGAUGGAAAAAUUACAGUAGAAAUAAUUAAGAAAAUACGAGAAGAGAAGUGAUCAGAAAA